This is a messenger RNA of Pristis pectinata (smalltooth sawfish), 2513 nucleotides long. RefSeq names its product ERGIC and golgi 3 (gene ergic3). The record is from RefSeq and is a predicted model, not a curated record. Lineage: Eukaryota; Metazoa; Chordata; Chondrichthyes; Rhinopristiformes; Pristidae. Gene Ontology annotation, biological process: endoplasmic reticulum to Golgi vesicle-mediated transport; retrograde vesicle-mediated transport, Golgi to endoplasmic reticulum. Gene Ontology annotation, cellular component: Golgi membrane; endoplasmic reticulum membrane; endoplasmic reticulum.
UCCCGGAUGUGUCACCUGUGUUUCCGGUGCGGCCUGGCCCUGGCCUCGGCCUCGGCUCCAGCCCCAGCCCCAGCCCCAGGAUGGAGGUCCUGAGCCGGCUGCGCCGGUUUGACGCCUACCCGAAAACUCUGGAGGAUUUCCGCGUGAAAACCUGCGGGGGGGCCCUGGUCACUGUGAUCAGCAGCCUGAUCAUGCUGCUCCUGUUUUUCUCUGAGCUUCAGUACUACCUCACAAAGGAGGUGCAUCCUGAACUCUACGUUGACACGUCACGAGGGGAAAAGCUAAAAAUCAACAUUGAUCUGUUUUUUCCACACAUGCCCUGUGCCUAUCUCAGUAUUGAUGCGAUGGAUGUGGCUGGGGAGCAGCAGCUCGAUGUGGAACACAACCUGUUCAAAAAAAGACUGGACCUGGUGGGCAAUAUAGUCACUUCCGAGGUGGAGAGACACGAGUUGGGGAAGCAGGAGGAGGCAUUCAAUACGACAAAGCUGGACCCAGGCCGGUGCGAGAGCUGUUAUGGGGCAGAGUCUGAAGACAUGAAGUGCUGUAACACGUGUGCCGAUGUGCGGGAGGCCUACAGACGGAAGGGCUGGGCAUUCAAGAAUGCAGACACAAUUGAGCAGUGCAUGAGGGAAGGAUUCACACAGAAGCUGCAGGAGCAGAAGAACGAGGGCUGCCAGGUCUAUGGAUUUCUGGAGGUCAAUAAGGUUGCUGGGAAUUUCCAUUUUGCUCCUGGGAAAAGCUUUCAGCAGUCACAUGUGCAUGUACAUGCUGUUGAGAUUCAUGACCUGCAAACGUUCGGACUGGACAAUAUAAACAUGACCCACUACAUCAAGCACCUCUCCUUUGGCAGUGAUUAUCCAGGAAUAAUCAAUCCUCUCGAUGGAAGCAACGUAACUGCAUACCAGGCUUCCAUGAUGUUCCAGUACUUUGUGAAGAUUGUCCCCACGAUUUAUGUGAAAUUGGAUGGUGAGGUAGUGAGGACCAACCAGUUCUCGGUGACACGACACGAGAAGGUGGCGAACGGGCUGGUGGGAGACCAGGGACUGCCGGGGGUCUUCGUGCUGUACGAGUUGUCGCCCAUGAUGGUGAAACUCACAGAGAAACACCGAUCAUUCACCCACUUCCUGACUGGGGUCUGUGCCAUUGUCGGAGGGGUUUUCACAGUGGCCAGUCUGAUUGAUUCGUUGAUCUAUCAUUCUGCCCGGGCCAUCCAGAGGAAGAUCGAGCUCGGUAAAGCCUCGUAGCCGGAGCUAAGAAGGGCCACUGGUGUGUGGGCUCAAGCAGGUGCCUGUGACUAUCUCCUUACAGAGUCCCGAUAAACUGGUUUUAACUGAGAGGAUUUGGACCCAACUCUUUACACUGGCUGAUAUUUCUGAUAUUUUUAUGCAACUGUAAUUUAUAAAAUGUGGUGAGCAGGUUUACUUGUGUUGGUGAUUUCCAUAUCUGGAGGAUAAAUUCUGAUAAUCCCUCUCUCCCAGCCCCUGACCCUCCUGUUUGCCACAGCUGCCCCUCACCUCGUUGUCACUGUCGAGGGUCACACUUGUGCCCAGUGCUGGCCUGGUGUCGAACCAUCAGGAUUGCUUCUCUCCCCCACCCACUCUGUGUCUGACCCGUGCUGACACUCCCCUGCCAAACCAGAGUAGAUGUUUCUCUGAUACUAGACUCUGAAACAGUGCAAAAACUUCAUAUCCUGCAGUUUCUUAAAUUACUUUGUUUUUUAAAAAGGAGCUGCUCAAACCCUAAAGUUGGAGUUUUUGCUCCAGGUGCCAUGAACUAUCACUGGGCACAGACUGGAGCUCAGGCCAGGCUGGGAUCAGUCCAGGGCCUCAGCAUUGGAGGUUUCCCAGGGUAAUGGAAAAUGAAUGGUGUGCACAGGUCCACAGAGGAGCAUCCCUCUGGGCCGGGCUUCCCGUUCCCCAGUUAUUCCUCGGGGGUUUUCCACUGACCUCUGUGGGAGAACGGAUGAGAAGGGGUGAAGUGAGCAAGUUGAGGGUAGGGCAAGAGAACGGGGUGGAGUAGAGGGUCCGUGCUGUGGUAACAGGGUUGUGGUGAAGGGAUCAGUUGCAGUCCCAGCACCCCAUCCCCUCACAAAAUUUGUUCUGUCUGUGAAACAAACCAAAAUAAAAAUCAGGUGUAUUUUUCAGUUUGCAACUUUGACUGACUUGAUACUGAAGGAGCACAAUCCCUGUGGAAGGAUUGGGAUCCCAACCCCACAGACUGGAGACAGCAACAGAUGGUUUGAGGUGAAUUUGCGGCAGGUUGAAGGAUACUGGAAUGGAGGGACAAGCGACUUUAAACCACUGCCGUGCCCAACAUCCGUGGGAGCCGAGGGGGAGAGGUCUCCCUGUGGGAACAGGCUGUGGUACGUUGCAGAGAGCUGACACUUCCAGGGAGCCCACGGCAACGUUCUGUAUGUCGUUAACUAAGUGCUGAGGGAGGGUUGGCACUGGAGGGGAGGGGGGAAUCCGGUGGUUACCUCUCCCUUGAUUGUGGGGCCCGAGGGAGGAACCAGG